CUUCAUCCAAUAUCCAAUAUCUGCCACUGGUGCAACUAGCUCUAACAACGAGUAAACGUACCACUGUUUCCGAAAUCUAAUUCAGGUCUACAAAGUCACAACACUGCAUCGCGUCUUCCAACCGAGUCGAAGAUGUUGUCGCAAGACUGGCGGAAAUAAUACGAGAGAAGACAACAAACACAAGAGAUAGAAAAAUCAACACUUUGUCGAGAACAAUGAGCGCCGAGAAUUCUCGUCCGCAUCGGCAGGACUGGAAUUCGCUUCCGCAGCGGCGGGGGGAGACAGAGGACAUCAUUUCGGAGGAAUUCGGUUCCUACCGCUGGGAACACCGGCAACAGCGCCGGCAAGAUCGUCCCUCCCGCAGAGAAAACACCGAUUCUUCGGAGGAAGCUGUCCCCCGCGUCCUGCCCCAGCAGCGACGCCGAAAACGGGGAAUGACGAGGAGCAGCUGCCUUUUCUCGGCCUUGUCCGUUUCCUUGUUUUUGUCGUUCACGUCGCCAGCGGAAGAAUCCCUCAAUUAUCCAGCGCACGCAACAGCACCGGAACCCUCACGAAGACAAUGGCAAACAACUGUAGCCUCGAGGAAACCAAAAGCAAAGAAAUCAACAGCAGCGAUGCGUUGGUGGUGGAGGCAACAACUCCUCCUCCUCUUCCUGCUAGUUUUGUUGCUAGAUUUUCGUCUGUAUUUCAAUCUUGGUUUGAUGCGGGGAGUUGUCGUGGAAGCGUUUAGUGCCGAUACUGGAAAAUCCACCACAAGGAUCAAACAACAAUUACAGCAGCCGCAACGAGAACCGAAAAUAUCAGUCCUCGCCUCUUUUAUCAACACCAACACAACAGGACCAACAAGAACUGCAACCACAACCAGUAUAUUCACGACGACAACGGCAUCUGCUGUCGUUCCCCAGAAGGCACAAACACGAAAACCAACUAGUAAUCGUCCGAAGACCAAUCGACGAAACAAUCAGAACCACCAUUGCCUAUUCUUUUCCGGCGACGAAGGAACAUUCAGGGAAGAAAACAAAUCACCAGUACUACCAGCUCAACUACGAGACCAACGACAACAAGAAGGCGCCUUGGACUGUUGCUACAAAUCAUUCAAUGCUGCCGCUGCCGCUGCUGCUCGAACCACAACCCCAAUACCACAACCACAAAGGUACGGCAAUCCCUUCCAUAAUCACCAUGGGAUUCACCGCCAUUUGCUGCCGUACUCGAGAGGAACACGAAACGCUCCAAAAACCAGGUUGCACAUGGCGGUGGGGGCUGUAAUGGUCGACCAUGCCUCGGCGGAAAGUGCCAUGUCCUUCUUGACAUCUUCGUUGCCAUCAUCCUGCCUGGCGUCGGCAUCGUCGUUCCUCCAGGAUCUUCCGUUAAGAAAUGCUGUUCCCGCUGUAGCUUCCGCUGCCACCGCCACCGGUCCAGAAGGAAACGCGAUGGAGGUUGUUUUGAAGGACUACGCCCCGGCCGCCACCUCCCUCUUCAACAACAUGAAACUCCCGGCCGCCGUGGUGACGGCCGGAAUGAUUUCCCUCGGCUUUGCCACCAGUUUCCCGGAGCUCCCCCGAGAAACACCCGACAACAGGGACGUCUUUCCGCCGCACAUUCGUGCCCGGUGCUCUGCCCUGAAGCGCCUCCACAUCGUCGUGGCGCUUAUCGCCGUCACAUCCGAGCUCAUCGUCGUCAUGUGGGCCGCCGUUGCUGUCAACCAGCUCACCGAGAAGCGGUAUCCCCUCUCGACGAGCGUAUGGGAGCUCCUCCAGGGCGACCCAAGCUGCGACCUGGCAUGGAGCGCGGUCAACUCGCACUUUGUGCUGGGAAUCAUCGGCUUUGUCGCCAUGCUCACCCUCCGGGCGUACGUCAUGCUUCUGGCGGCGGAGGCCUCUGGAGCCCUCAUGACAGCUGCGUCGACCGGGACCGGGGCCGCCCUCUGCCUCAUGAUCUCCAUCGUCAACCGGGGGGUUGAAUCCGGCGGAGGGGGAACCGGGGAGCGCUACGGGACGACCAUUCUGGAUUUGCUGAGGCACUAUGUGGUUCUCCUAGCGAAGAACGCCACCAACGAAGCAUCGCCGGGGCCAUUGCAGCUGGUGGCGAUCGUCCUCGAGCUCACCUCGCUGGUGUUUAUGGCGAACGUCCUGAUCUCGGACAACGGGGACGGCCUGAACGCCUCCAGCACGUUCGCCGUCUCUCCUMGAGCGAACAGCGACGCAGACGCAGAUACUGACGGCGCCGGGGUCAGCUCGAAUGACGAUGAGUGUCCUGUGAUCGACGUCUUGGAACUCGAGCUCGAGGAGCCUCUGCCGCCCGCCUACGUAUCCUCUAGCACCAACGGAAGCGGCAGCGGCAGCAACGGCUUGGUGGUUCUGUUAGACGAUACCCGCAACAGCACCGUGGCCAAGACCACACCAUCACCGAUCGCCGAGAACAACAGCGAUGCUGGCGCAGCUACCACGAAUUCAAAAACAAAAUCCCAAAACACCCGGGCGGCAACGAGGGAGGAACGCAAGAAGCUAGCGAGAUGCCUGGCCAUGGAGGAGGAACAGCAGGAAGCAGAAGAGAAACGAAAGCAGCAAGAACAAGAGGAGGAGGAGGAAGAGCGGAGACGGCGGGAUUCCGGGGAUUUCCCAUCCGUAAACAUCGUAUAGCGCAUCAUAACAUAACAAGACGGAUCAUCCUACGUGGUGUGGAUUUCGUGGACAAUGGAUUUGGUGGUCUGGGUUUGUUUAACCCGUACACGAUAGAUCAAUUAAAAAAUGGCAAAUGC
Messenger RNA from Pseudo-nitzschia multistriata, 2758 nucleotides. The record is from the annotation of a GenBank genome assembly. Lineage: Eukaryota; Bacillariophyta; Bacillariophyceae; Bacillariales; Bacillariaceae.